Fusarium subglutinans is the source of this 1509-nucleotide messenger RNA. RefSeq names its product endoglucanase IV. The transcript is spliced from 3 exons. The record is from RefSeq and is a predicted model, not a curated record. Bases 1 to 1509 code for a protein of 502 amino acids. Lineage: Eukaryota; Fungi; Ascomycota; Sordariomycetes; Hypocreales; Nectriaceae.
AUGGCCCCACUUAAGACUUCACUCCUCGCCUUCGCAGCUUCAGCCGCGCAAGUCGCUGCUCAUGGCCAUGUUGACUGGCUUGUCACAAACGGCGUUGCAUUUCGAGGCUAUUCUGCACCUGAGAUGAGCUGGAAUCCCAAUCAUCCUCCUGUCGUCGGUUGGACCAACGGUGCCACUGACAAUGGUUAUGUUGAGCCCAACUCCUUCGCAGACCCCGAUAUCAUCUGCCACAGAGCCGCGAGACCUGGUAAAGGCCACGUAACAGUAGCAGCAGGCGACAAGAUUACUCUUCAGUGGAAUACUUGGCCAGAUAGUCACCACGGUCCCGUGAUUGAUUAUCUUGCGAGAUGUCCUGGGGACUGCGAGACCGUUGACAAGAAUGAUCUGGAGUUCUUCAAGAUUGGUCAAGAAGGGCUCAUCGAUAUGUCGAUGCAGAACGGCAAAUGGGCAUCUGACGUCCUUGUCGCUACUGGCUUCUCUUGGACUCUUCAGAUACCUCAGGAAUUGGCCCCCGGAAACUAUGUCCUUCGCCACGAGAUUAUAGCGCUGCACGGGAGUGGUCAGCCGAAUGGAGCACAGAACUACCCGCAAUGCUUCAAUCUCAAGGUCACUGGUGACGGAGACUUGGCUCCGGAUGGCGUCAAAGGUACACAGCUCUACAAGGCCAACGAUCCUGGUAUUCUCUUCAACCUCUACACAACCCCUUUGUCCUACAAGAUCCCUGGUCCUACACUGGUUCCUGGCCUCCCUUCUACAGUCUCUCAGCGUAUUGUAGCUGCAACUGCAACAUCGAGUGCAACUGUGCCAGGGCAGACCCAAGCUAGCACGAGCAGCAAAUCUUCUUCUUCCACAUCGAAAAGAAGCUCGGCAUCGACCAGUACUGCUGUUAGAGGAGAUACAACGCUCAAAAUUUCAACAACAAGCAAGUCUUCCUCGUCCAGCACUACGAAGGACACACCACAGCCCACAGAAGACGACGAUAUCAUAUGUGGUCCUGCAACAGGAGGUCUUCCAAAGUAUAGUCAAUGUGGAGCUACUUAUGGCUCAAACAAUGAGGAAGCUAAUUCUUUCAAAUUUUUUCAUAUGUGGUAUCCGGAGAAUCGCUCACUUGGAUGGACAUAUGUUCUCAAGGCGACUGAAGAUUGUGUCAAGAAUAAAGAGCCAUGGUCUUCAAACCUAGCGAAGCAGGAAGAGGAAGAGAAGAAGAAGGAAGAGGAAGAAGCUAAUAGUGAUGAAAAGAAUGACAAGUAUACGCCAGCCGGGUUAGCUCUUCUCCGGGCUCUGGAGCACGAAAGGAACUACAUUCAACACCUCAGAGAGAACAACGGAAAGAGGAGGUCUCCUCAGCACAAUAAUCUCACGCAAAUUUCAAUCGACGAACAGGACCAGUUCAGUCCGGAGCACUGGCUUCCUCGCUCUUCAGAUCUCAUCCUUCUCACUAGAAAGCACCCUUUCAAUGCUGAGGCGCCCGUUGACGCGACUGUACGAAGUUGGCUUGGUCACAUCUAA